Molecule: messenger RNA, 398 nt
Organism: Serpula lacrymans var. lacrymans S7.9
Lineage: Eukaryota; Fungi; Basidiomycota; Agaricomycetes; Boletales; Serpulaceae
Exons: 1
Coding region: 200-355 (51 amino acids)
Source: RefSeq, a predicted model, not a curated record
AUCUUGGCUUGAGGCCGCGGUAUUGCAGAAGGUGCGGCGGUCGAAUGAAGACUAGAAAACAAUCCUUCCGUGCCCGUCUAGUGAUCCUCCUCUCGCGAACCUGCCAGAAUGACAUAUGGGCUCCAUACUAACAGCCAUUCUCUCCAGUGUUCGAUAUCUUUUUGCAUGACGUUCGAAAACUGCAGCUGCGAGCUUUAUUAUGAUUAUUAAAGUAGAUCAGGAGGCCAUCGAGAUAGCUCGAGAUGCUAGUGCCCCUUGGCCCUCGACACAAUGCGACGAUGACCCACAAAAUGUACAUGCUAGAGUGAUUGAGAAUGUGCCGUUUUCUUUUGCUUUGCGUGAUAAUAAGAAAUAAUGAUACUACAUGCUUUUUAUAACCGGCUGUUAUAGUCUCCUCU